Molecule: messenger RNA, 2705 nt
Organism: Belonocnema kinseyi
Lineage: Eukaryota; Metazoa; Arthropoda; Insecta; Hymenoptera; Cynipidae
Exons: 8
Coding region: 179-1486 (435 amino acids)
Molecular function (GO): acyltransferase activity, transferring groups other than amino-acyl groups
Source: RefSeq, a predicted model, not a curated record
CUUCGUUGAACAGAGCCCUUGUUGACAGCCGGCUCCCGAUUACGCUACAUAAGGUCUCGCAAACGUACACCCAUAGUGUUUGCUUCUUUAAAAAUCACCCUUCGCCUCCGCUCACAAAUCGACACGAAUUCUAGACGAGAGGCUUCGUAGAUCGUCUUCGGGUCUGUCCAGUUUCAGAAUGGAGUGCCCCGAAGCGGUCGAACGAGGUCAAAAUUUUCGUCUACUUAAAAAUGAAGAGCUACCAGAACUUUUGGAUUACCUCACGCAAUACUUGCCAGUAUCUCUCAAGUUUCAGCAAACCCUCCUGACUUAUAUGAGACACAGAGUAUGGGAGUUCCAUUUCUACGUAGCCAAUGACUGGCCGGAAGUUCCUGUCUGUUUACAUUUUCCAGGGAUGACUCUUGCCCCCCAUGGUUUGCUGUAUGAAAGUGUCGGUGUCUUCUGUCCGCUAGAUCAGCUGCAUUUAUUAGGAAUUAUGCAAAAUGAAGACAUAUUAAUCGACUGGUCAAGACCAUUGUAUAUUAAUUUCGUUCAUUCCGAUAUUGCGGAUAAAUUAACUCAGCUCUAUGAAGGCGCUGGAACUGUCGAGCGGGUUCUCGGCGAUGUCUGGGCCUGUGAAGAGCCGGAAAAAACUGAACAAAUUGAGGAUGAACCUGUGGAUUUAGAAGAAGAAGUUCAGGUUCUUCCCUUGAAAGCGGAACAUGCGGAAUGCAUUCAUGAGUUAUACCCUGCUAACGAUAUGGAGUGCCACGAGCUUUUCCUUCGUCUUAUCAGGAUUUUACCAGCAGCUGGUGUAUUUGUGAACGGAAAACUGGCUGCCUGGAUGGUGCAAUCAUAUUACGGGGCCAUGUUUUCUAUGCAAACUAAGCCAGAAUAUCGAAGAAAGGGUUACGGCAUUCGACUGGCAAGAUAUUUAACGAAGCUAGUCGCAGACCGUGGCUACAACCCGUUCGUCGUGAUACGUCCAGAAAACGAGGCGAGUCAAAGUCUGUACAAGAAAUUAGGAUUCAGAAAAUUGUAUCAAAUGGUCCGGAUGACCUUUAUUCCAGAUACGUGGCAAGAAAUGGAAGACGAGGCGAAUUCGAUACUGAGGGAUAAUUUAGAAAAUGCAGUUAGGCAAUUAAAUAUUGAACAAAGGAUAAUAAACGCAUUCCAAGACGACCAAGAGACGAUCCUCAUUGAACCUGUAGAUGAGGCUGAAAAUACGGUGCUCGAGACCUCGGAUUUGCCAGUUGAGAUUGAGGGUGUUAUCGAGGAACCAGAAGAUCAGAGCAGGACUGAGAGGACUGAAGAAAAUCCUGUCGAAGAUGAGGCUGAAGUAGUUGUAGAGGAAUUGGAAGAUCCAGAAGACGACGAAUAUAAUUAUGUCAGAGAUGACGAAGUACUAGAGUCUAUCGCAGAACAGUCAGAAGAAAGGAGGGACUCCACAGAAGAAUCCCAAGAGUCUUCUUCUGUACAAAACGAAGAAACUGCAACUGAGGCAUAAAGUUUCCAAAUUCUCAGCAAGAACACAGGCCCUAUAUUGAGAAUAUUCGCGAAAUCUGGAAUAAAAUAUAGGGGAGACCACCCUGGAGUAGAUAAUAAUAAUUAAAAGCACAAAUAUAAGUAAAAUUGCACUUUCCACUGUGGGAUGGUGUCUUCAAUAUUUUAAUUUACGAAGAGGAAGAAAGACUCACUAGUUCUGCUUCUCUGCACCAAUCUCUAGAGGUAGAAUUAAAAUCUCUACGCGAAAAAGGAAAUAAUGCUUUUAAAUUAAGGAUAUUAUAGCUGUCCACGUAUAGGAAGACGUGUUUACAGCAUCAAAUGUAAAACAGUAAUCAAUGGGAAUCAUGGAAAAUGUAUGCGGAUUGUUCGUGAGAAAUGAGUCAUCAAGAUUUUCUACAUUAGUUUGUUUUUCGUUCUAGUGAAAGCGAUGCGAAUCAAUUUUUGCAGGAGAACUAGAACAAUAAAAAAAAUCAAGUUAGAAAGCAAAUCAAAUUAUUUGAAUUUUUAUAAGAAGGAAUCUUGUUGUACUAGGAAUUUUACAAAGAAAAUAGCCUUACUUAUUCAAGUCCAAAAAAAUACGUAUUAUAAUUUUAUUUACGCACAAGACAAACUUAUGAGAGAAAAACAAAUUAAUUAUAAUUUUGAAAGUUGCAUUUUUUUAGCCAAGUUAUUUUAUCAUGCAGUUGCAUUAAUAACAGAGAGAAUGGUUAAACUGACAAAAAGAACGACAACGAUCAAACAUCAAACCUUAAUUCCACAGCUUUUAGCUUACUUACAAUUAGCGCUAGUCGCUGUCAAUCUUGGCGUUUUUCGCUGUCGGGCCUAAAUAUUAAGUAUUAAAUAUCUUUGAUACUCUUAAUCGGUGUACCGAAUUUUUUCUCUUAUUCUCUCGAGCACCUGCUAUUAAAUGCAACAAAUUGUUCUCAGUCAAACAUUACAUGCAAAGAAACCAUGUAACAGCAAUAGAGCCAACAAACUUGUGCCACGAAAUUGAAACAUUGUGAUUAAAGUGUGUUUGUAGAAACUAUACGAAAUGCAGAUGCUUAUUUUAAAAGCGGAGGAAUGAUGGGUAACUUGCAAUUACAACAAACCAACGAUGUAAAUGUAUUUUUCUUCACAAAUGCACUUUGACAAAGAUGUGAGUCCUUAAAAACGAUUGGAAAUUCAUUGUACUUUAUAAACUGGACACAAAGAAGUGAGUAAUAAACUGGAGAAACAUA